This is a messenger RNA of Arvicola amphibius (Eurasian water vole), 771 nucleotides long. RefSeq names its product high mobility group protein B1-like. Gene Ontology annotation, biological process: regulation of transcription by RNA polymerase II. The record is from RefSeq and is a predicted model, not a curated record. NCBI's taxonomy places the organism in Eukaryota, Metazoa, Chordata, Mammalia, Rodentia, Cricetidae. Bases 97 to 744 code for a protein of 215 amino acids. Gene Ontology annotation, molecular function: DNA binding, bending. The transcript has a single exon. Gene Ontology annotation, cellular component: nucleus.
GCAGUACAUUGAGCUCCAUAGAGACAGCGCCGGGGCAAGCGAGAGCCGGACGGGCACUGGGCGACUCUGUGCCUCGCGGACGAAAAUCAACUAAACAUGGGCAAAGGAGAUCCUAAGAAGCCGAGAGGCAAAAUGUCCUCGUAUGCAUUCUUUGUGCAAACUUGCCGGGAGGAACACAAGAAGAAGCACCCAGAUGCUUCUGUCAACUUCUCAGAGUUCUCUAAGAAGUGCUCAGAAAGGUGGAAGACCAUGUCUGCUAAAGAAAAGGGGAAAUUUGAAGACAUGGCCAAGGCUGACAAGGCUCGUUAUGAAAGAGAAAUGAAAACCUACAUCCCCCCCAAAGGGGAGACCAAAAAGAAGUUCAAGGACCCCAAUGCACCCAAGAGGCCUCCUUCGGCCUUCUUCUUGUUCUGUUCUGAGUAUCGCCCCAAAAUCAAAGGAGAGCACCCUGGCUUAUCCAUUGGAGAUGUUGCAAAGAAGCUGGGAGAGAUGUGGAACAAAACCGCUGCAGAUGACAAGCAGCCCUACGAGAAGAAGGCUGCCAAGCUGAAGGAGAAGUACGAAAAGGAUAUUGCUGCCUACAGAGCUAAAGGAAAACCCGAUGCAGCGAAGAAGGGGGCAGUCAAGGCAGAAAAGAGCAAGAAAAAGAAGGAAGAGGAAGAUGAUGAGGAGGACGAAGAGGAUGAAGAGGAGGAGGAAGAAGAGGAAGAUGAAGAUGAGGAAGAAGAUGAUGAUGAUGAAUAAGUUGGUUCUAGCGCAGUUUUUUUUCUU